Candidula unifasciata is the source of this 3327-nucleotide messenger RNA. Lineage: Eukaryota; Metazoa; Mollusca; Gastropoda; Stylommatophora; Geomitridae. The record is from the annotation of a GenBank genome assembly.
GGUGAGUUUUACAAGUUAAAUGAGAGCCGGAAGCGUCUGAUUGGAACAAAGGCAGAUACUUGGAAGCCAAAGUACCUGAUAUUUUACCACAAAGGAGACAAACCAGUGCUUGAGUAUCAUAAGAAGAAACCCAAGAAUGGAAAGAAAUCUGAGCGUACUCUUACAGACUCGUUUGAGCUGUGGCCCAGUUACAAGGUGGAGAAACUUCACAAUGCCAGGGGUCGAGCUUACGUAUGUGAGAUAACAUCCCCAGAUGUCCACAUAUUUCUGUCUGCAGAUGAAGAGACACAAAUCGAUGUUCUGGUUUUUCUUCUACAAAUUCAAAUCCGACUGAAGGAGAACAUUAAAAAAGAAUUCAUCAGUGUUGUUCCAGAUGACUCAGACAGUCAGCAGAAAAUUGGAGCCAAGGGAAGCAACUGUGUCUUACAUGCAUCUCCAUGGGGUCUCACCCUGGUUUUGGAGCAAACAAGAGCUCUUCUUGCGCAAUGGCCUCUCAAGAGCAUUCGUUACUAUGAGGCAUCAGGAGCAGGUAACUUCAGCAUUGAAGCCGGGAGAGUUGCCCCCAUGGGAGAGGGGCUGUUCAGUUUCAAGACUCAGCCUGGCGAUGACGAUUUAAUGUAUAACUUGCUAGACAGUUACAUUGUCAACACUUUGGAUCGAGUCAAGCCGACACAGAAGGGGACUCCAGAGGAAAUAGAAGACUACAUCCGUGAGCACGAUUGUCUUCAUUCCCUCACAACCAUCAAUGUUUGCUCACCACAGAAUUAUGAAAUCAGAAAUGUUCUUAAAAGAAACUGGGAUAUCAGCUUCAACAAUCCUGUCCACAAGCUCAAGCAUCAGCUCCUAGACACAGGAGUAACGGGUAGUGCUCAUGUCUCCCAGUCAUCAUCAACGAACCGCACGGUUCAGUCAUCCAGUCUUGUCAUCAACUUGGAAAGGCCUGGGGAAACUUCUGAAAACCGUAGACCUAGUUCAGAUAGCCUUGCUGUUCGUGGCCACAAAACAGACACUCGAGUCACAGUACGACCGCCACCACCUCCAUCCCGAUCAAGCAACAGUGGUGUUCCUAGGAGAAGCCAGAGACGAGAACACAGCAUUCCCCGGAAAAUUGAUGUGGUUGGGACAAAUUCAGAAGGUAGAAAUCAGGUUGUUUCAUCAAAAAGUGCUUUGACAGGUACUGAAACAUCAUCUGAUUUAAGACUUUCCAGUAGCAGUCACACUUCUGCCAUUGAUCCAUCUCCCUUGGCCAGUGCAACCAUCUCAGAGCCCAGCAUCCCUCAUCACACAGAAUUUUAUAAUUUAAGUUCACCAAAUAUGAAAGUCCGUGUGAGUAAGUCCCCUGUUGUUAUCAGACAUCCUAACAAGGUGGGAAGGGCUGAGUACCUGUUGUCAUUACAGCAGAGUGGGGUGAGAACACCUGCAUCUGCUGACGAGCCAUGGGACUUCAAAUCUGCAACAGUAGGAGAAGACGAUCAGCAGGAGGCUGCCGAUUAUCUCAACGAAAUUUCCAGAGCCAGCUGGAACAAAUAUGGCGGGCAGAAUUCUGUAGAGAACCCUGUAGGGUCAAAGUUGCGGCACGAUAUGAGUACCAGUGAACAGUCUGUCAGUGUCUACAAUUGCAUGGAUUUCCCUGUAGCUGCACAAGCACGUACACACGGCUACGCCAAUCUACAGAGCUCACCAGGGAGAGAAGUUAUUCAUAGUAGGCAAAGAUCAGCUCCAGAAACUAUGUUGGAUACUACAGCUUCUUGGGAUAGGCAAAAGUUGGAGGAUAAUGGGAGUAACUUUUCACCUUCACUUACCAGGCAGAAGAAGAAACAAAUACAUGAAGAUAGGGCGAGCUACGUACCUCCUAGCAGUUUAGAUUCUGGAAAUGCAGAAGGUAAACGACCACAUUCAUCUAGUAAUGCAAGGAGGACGAGUGCUGACAAUCAUUCUCAGAACAUGGGUAAUGAUACAAGGACUCCGAGUGGUGGGUCAGAGAUUAGAGAGGACAUGGACAGGGAAGUAGGUGCAGUCUCGGAGGCUAGCAACAGUGUGGAUGAAUCUGUUAGUGAGUGGUUGAUGUCUGCAAGUUGUGAAGACCUCAGCGACCACAUGAGGACAGUAAUUUAUGAUGGUGACAGCAAUGGUGGGGGUGUUACAGCUGAAUGUCUUGACGAUGUUGAUACAUCCAGAGGUCUGCAGACUGUUUCUUCAACUGGAUCAUCUAAUGAGAAACCUCCUCUUCCUUUCACAGGGUUGAAGAAGUUUCAUGAUCAUGCAGGGGCUGUGAGGGACAGGAGUAAAUCUUUUGGGUACAUGAAUAUUCCUGUUGAUGUGAGCACACAGGGCAAGCCUCAGUCAGCAGCUCCCAGUGCUCAUCUUAUUCGCAAAAUGGUUAAUGCCAGAGCACACCAAGAAACACUCCGGAAAUCUUUGUCCAACCCAAAUUUUCUUAACCUGGGCAGCAAAGAGCAUUUGUUUAGUCUGAAGGGCACCAACGGAACUGUCAGACUUGCACCUCAGCAGAGACAGAAGAGCAAGUCCUUUGGAAGCUUAUUUCCUGCAAUCAAGAAAGCUCUUAGUCGAGAGAGUCUUGGGCACAGUAGAAGUACUACACCAGAAAGAAGAAACAGCCGCAGCAACACUCCUGAAAGAAGGUCAAGCCUGAUUGGUAGAAGAUCCAGUAGUGAUGCUGACUCCAACUUUAGGAGGCAGACAAGCUUCCAUUCCUUUGGUGAGAUGACCAUCAAGGGGAUUCGCAUGACAGAAAGAAGCAGGUCAUUCAGGCGUGUCCGAGGGGCCAAGUCCUUGGAGCUGUUGUCAGGGGCUGGUGAUGAAGCUGACCUCAGCAGACUGAGCUCAGCAACGACCGUGUCUUCUCCACCAGCUGCAGAAGCAGAAAUCCUCAUUUCCACCGUUGAUCUCAGCACGACUUCAGCUAGUGCUGUCUUGGCAGGAUCUCCACUAGCACCAUCUUCAGGGCCAAAUCUAACAUCACGAUCUAAUAUCAAUCCACCUGUAGAAUCUAAUCCCAAUCCAUCUUCAGCGUCUGAUGCCAAUAGCAUAUCUUCUGUGCAUUUAACCCAAACAACAGUCAACCUACCUCCUCUUCCUACCCCAGUUAACCCACCCCCACUGCCAGCUCCGAGAAAAAAAGUUUCAGAAGAUGAAACUUCAAAAAUAAACAGAUCAACCCGCAGCAAUUUUCAUGAAAUCUCUUCUUAUCAAAAUACCACGAACCUGGAACAGAAUUCAACACAAAACCAACAACAAAGAGUCAAUGACAGCAGUUUGGAGAGUGAAGUAAUUGCAGCGUACGUACAUGCAAACACAUAUACAUAG